Schistocerca americana (American grasshopper) is the source of this 1377-nucleotide messenger RNA. RefSeq names its product craniofacial development protein 2-like. Gene Ontology annotation, cellular component: nucleus. The coding region runs from base 1 to 1377 and encodes 458 amino acids. Gene Ontology annotation, molecular function: catalytic activity. NCBI's taxonomy places the organism in Eukaryota, Metazoa, Arthropoda, Insecta, Orthoptera, Acrididae. The transcript is spliced from 2 exons. Gene Ontology annotation, biological process: chromatin remodeling. The record is from RefSeq and is a predicted model, not a curated record.
AUGACAAUAGGGACAUGGAAUGUCAGGACCCUCCUGGACGUGAACAAUUACAGACCAGAGAGAAGAACUGCUCUUAUCACCCAAGAACUAGCCCGUCUAGAUAUAGACAUUGCUGCCUUGAGUGUGACAAGACUCUCAGGUGAGGGACACAUUAGUGAGGUACGUUCAGGGUACACCAUCUUCUGGAAGGGAAAGGAUGCAGGAGAACCACGCAUCCAUGGUGCAGGAUUUGCCGUAAAAACGAAAAUAGUGAAAGAUCUUCGACUUACACCUGUCUCAAUUAAUGAAAGACUGAUGACUCUUAGAGUACCCAUUGGUUCAGACAGAUUCAUCACCUUCGUCUCUGCAUAUGCUCCUACUUUAGACAGUGAUGAAGACACAAAGAAUCAGUUCUACCACCAACUGAACAGUACUCUCUCUAAAAUACCCAUUCAAGAUAAAUUAAUUUUACUUGGUGAUUUCAAUGCCAGAGUGGGAAGGGACAACCGUUUUUGGAGAGAUGUCAUGGGGAAACAAGGGGUGGGCAACUGCAAUGCAAAUGGGUUGCUACUUCUUGGUCUGUGUGCUGAGCACGAGCUUUUCAUCUCCAAUACCCAAUUCCGUUUGCUUAACCGCUAUAAGACCACAUGGAUGCACCCACGCUCCAAACAUUGGCAUCUUAUAGACUACGUUAUUACGCGACAGCGUGACAAGAAAGACAUUCUCAUCACAAAAGCAGCACUAAACAUCGAUGAGUGCUGGACGGACCAUAGACUUUUAGUCAGCCGUUUGAGAGUACCAAAGUAUCGCAAGCCACGAUCCCACUUUUCAAACCCACCACGCAGAAAAUUCAACAUAAGCAACCUGAACAACAAAAAUGUUCGCUCACACUUCCAAGACAUACUGUCCGAACAACUUAACAAAGCUCCAGCAACCACAGAUGACGUCGAACAAGAAUGGACCACAUUAAAGAACAUCAUCAAAGAAACUGCUGAGAAUGUUGUUGGUUGUAGUGCACGGAAAAGAAGUGACUGGUUUGAUGACAACCACGGAGAAAUCCAAGCCAUCAUCAAUGCAAAGCGGGAUGCUUACCUAUCCCUUGCUCAAGAUCCAUCCUGCGCAGAAAAGAAAGCACACUUUCUAGAACUCAAGCAGAAAUGUCAAAGUGAAAUACGAGUAAUCAAGAACAAAUGGUGGCAACAGAAAGCCACAGAACUCCAAAAUCUUUCUGAUGCAAGGAACCUGCGUGGCUUUUAUGCUGGUAUUAAAGAGCUGUAUGGACCUAUCCGCUCAUCAUCAGGAGCACUUAAAGCUGCUGACAACUCCACCAUUCUUACUGAAACGAUCUUCAAGGAGAAAACUGCAAGAUACAAGGAAAAGACUCUAGAAUAUACAUAA